Molecule: messenger RNA, 2788 nt
Organism: Hermetia illucens (black soldier fly)
Lineage: Eukaryota; Metazoa; Arthropoda; Insecta; Diptera; Stratiomyidae
Gene: Wnt6
Product: protein Wnt-6
Exons: 4
Coding region: 1012-2211 (399 amino acids)
Biological process (GO): cell fate commitment; canonical Wnt signaling pathway; multicellular organism development
Cellular component (GO): extracellular region
Molecular function (GO): frizzled binding; cytokine activity
Source: RefSeq, a predicted model, not a curated record
UCUUACAACCAAAACAUCCAGACACACUGGGGUUAAUUAUAUCAUCAAUUUCAUCACUCUCAUUUUCUAUCGGCACCGCUGCGUUCACCUGUAUCUACGGAAUACGAACUUAUCUUAGCCUUCAAUGCGACGGCGCUACGAUUUGUUAAAUUGAAUAAAAACAUAUGAGAAUUCGCUUGAAAUGCGAGUCUCGAAAAACGACCGGUAAAAAAAAGAUAUCUCCGAAAAAUUUUCAUUCUAUUAUUUUUUUAAUUAGUUUUAUCUGAGAUACCAUGAACGGAAGCUACCUGACGCGAGGUUUUUCUUAUUUUUCCAUGAAACGUGAAGGCGGCAUCGCGGUUGAAGCCUUCUUAUAGUGUCCAGCCGUGGAAAUUUCGGUUGAUUUUUGGGCUGUGACCGUCGUCCGUUACGGUGCUCGUCAAUUAGAUACAUAUAUCUAUCUGAAAUUUCGUUUGAUUUCUCACUUAUCCAUUUAGGAUACGAUCAAAAUCAAAAUUACUCGAAAGAAGUGUAGUUUCCAGUGAUAAUUAGUGUACAGAUUACUAAGAGACUAACUUUGAAUCAAAUCUCAAUAAUGAAUCCGUCAUGACUAGUGAAACCCUGAUAGUAUCUUAUUUGAAAACGUUGACAGACUCUAACAUAGAUUUAACUUGAAAACAUGGGCCACCUUCUUAUUAAAUAAAAUCACAACUAGAUAAGCUAACCAAAGUCUAAUGCAACGAAUUUCUUCAUAUUUUUUGGACUUUCCAAAUCAAGAGAAAUUGUUCUAACCAACAUAAAUAAGGACCAAAAAAACAACCCUCGAAUAUCGACGUUAGUGUACUUAAUCAUUGUUAAGUGACUAGUGACAUCUGCGAUAUCCAUGAAACCGGAUAAAAGAUUGACGAAACGGAAUCAUGAGUGUGUUACUUUCAGUGCGCUGUUAUGAUGACUAGUAUUGUGUGAAGAAGACCCUAAUUGUUCAGUGAGUCUUCUUCAGUGCUGUUGUGAAGAGGAGCCUGUUGAGCAGAUAUGCGGCUGUUUCUGAUUGUAGCAGUAUUAAUUCUAGUCAUGCCAAUAACUGGUUCGGGGUGGGCUGAAGGCACCAAUGUGAUACUUGAUCCGCAUACGAUUUGUAAUAAGACACGACGAUUACGCGGCCGUUUAGCGGAGAUUUGCAAAGAUAAAGUACUUAUGGCAGAAAUAAUAAACGGCAUAGACCUGGGCUUCCAGGAAUGUAAAUUUCAAUUUAGUAAUCUUCGAUGGAACUGCACAACAUUGCGCAGGAGCAUCAGAAAAAUUUUAAUGAAAGAUACUCGCGAAACAGCAUUUGUAAACGCAAUCACAGCUGCUGGAGUAACUUAUCAAGUCACCAGAGCAUAUACUAAAGGUAUCAUCGGCGAUUACGCGCUUCCAAAUAAGAAAGGAGCACAACAACGGAAAAACUAUGUCGGCCUCAAUAACAUCACCGCAAAUACAAUCCCAAAUAGCAAGAGAGGGAAACAGAACAACGGUCGUGUCCAAAAUAGGAAACAACGACUCCGAGGAGAUGGCAAAGCAGGGAGCCAUAAAAAGCCUCCACCACCUCCACCGCCCAACCCCCAAUUGGCGAAGCAGAUUAGAGAUCAAUGGAAGUGGAGUGGACGGGACGAAAAUGUGAAUGUUGGGUUCCGAAAGGCCAGGGAAUUCCUGGAUGCUCGUUACCGGCGAAGGAGAAGCGACAUUAAGACGCUUGUAAAGUUACAUAAUAAUCGAGUAGGACGCUUGGCAGUUCGAGAUCACAUGCAAAAGCGUUGCAAAUGUCAUGGCCUCUCUGGGAGCUGUACAGUGAAAUUUUGCUGGAAGGCUCUACCAAAUUUUCGAGAAGUUGGAUACCGGCUUAUGGAGCAUUAUGAAGGUGCGACUAAAGUAAUUGCUCGCAAUGAUGGAAUAGGAUUCAUGCCUGAAGGACCAGCAACCAUAAAACCACCUUCCAAGCACGAUCUGGUCUACACCGACGAAUCACCUGAUUUCUGUGUGAACAAUCCAAAAACUGGGUCCUUGGGUACCGUCAAUCGCAAAUGUAAUGCAACAUCUGCCGGCGUAGAUGGAUGUGACCUACUUUGCUGCGAUCGGGGCCAUUAUAAACUCACCCUCUAUCAGAAAGUGUCCUGUAAUUGUAGACUGGAAAAAUUGUGCAAAAUCCAUUGCGAUGAGUGUCCACAGAAAGUUGUUGAAAACUACUGUCAUUGACAAAACACUGAUUAGCCUAAACUCGCGGAAGUAGCACUGUUAGCGGACGUUCUUAAAAUCGUGAUCAAAUCAAAUUUAUCUUCAGAAGAUACGAAUCUAGGAAGGGUGAAUAUGAGUAUCGAAAUCUAAGAACGAAUCAACAAUUGGACCAACUCUGCUCCUGGACACGAAUUAAUUCAGGGCCCUCUUAUGACUGGAAUAAGGGCGCCUGUAGACGACAAAUGUGACAAUUAUAUUUAGCGAAAUAUUGAAAUGCUGGUGAUAUUUGAAAAUUUGAAACGCUUUAAUGUUAUACGAAUUUUAAUCUUAAACGAAAUACAAUUAAAGAAAUGAUAAUGCUUUGACUUUGCUGAGAAAAUUGUAAAUUUUAUUUAAUAUUAUGAUUUAUUGUAUCGGAAGAGUUUCGCUCAACCUCUCCGGUCUUUUUUACUUAAGUGGAAAUAUAUUUUUAAUUAUGCAGUAUUAAGUCGAUAUAUUUAAUUUUGAUAGUUACAAUCUAUGUAUGAGCAUGCAUGCAUCGCAAUAAAAUUAACUUGCGUGAGGUUUUAUAGUUGAUUAAAUAAAUUAUUACUACGAG